Lycium barbarum (goji berry) is the source of this 2329-nucleotide messenger RNA. Its product is annotated as O-fucosyltransferase 16-like. NCBI's taxonomy places the organism in Eukaryota, Viridiplantae, Streptophyta, Magnoliopsida, Solanales, Solanaceae. The transcript has 10 exons. Bases 62 to 1678 code for a protein of 538 amino acids. The record is from RefSeq and is a predicted model, not a curated record.
CCCUCUCAAUCUUAAUCGGCAAACUGGAGGAUAAUCAAAACUUCCUUUCACCACCACUCCCAUGGCCUUCUCUCUGUGGCACCACCACUUUUUCAGCCGUGGACGGUGUCUAUUCCCCGCCAUCACCGUUGCCUCUAUCUUUCUUCUCUUAUUCUUUUUCCUCUCGAGUCUCGCUCCUUCUCCUAAUGAUAGUAAUCGUCUCUUCAUUCUUCCCCGUCGUCGUGAUUCCUCGGGAGAUGAUGAUGAUGCUAAUGCGAUUGAUGAAGAUUCUCAAUUGCAUAUUCCGGCCAGAGGAGGAGUAUAUGAUAGGGAAAUGUGGAGUUCCAGAAAUUCCAAGUCCUUUUUUGGAUGCAGUAAUGCUAGUAACAAAUUUCGAAAAGCACAGGAAAUCACUCAUCCAAAUCGUUACUUGUCGAUUGUAACAAGUGGAGGUCUUAACCAACAAAGAACCGGGAUAACGGAUGUUGUUGUUGCUGCUCGCAUUUUAAAUGCUACUCUUGUUGUGCCAAAGCUGGACAAGAGUUCUUUUUGGAAAGACUCUAGCGGCUUCUCUGAUAUUUUUGAUGUUGAUUGGUUUAUAAAAUAUCUAGCAAAAGAUGUUUCAGUUGUAAAGGAACUCCCACUCAGAAGAGGGCAGAUCUGGACACCUUAUAGAAUGCGAGUUCCUAGAAAGUGCAGCGGCCGUUGCUAUAUAAAUCGUGUAUUGCCUGUACUUAACAAGAAACAUGCUGUACAGAUCACCAAGUUUGAUUAUCGACUUGCAAAUAGUCUGGAUACAGAUUUGCAAAAGCUUAGAUGUAGAGUUAAUUAUCAUGCAUUGAAGUUUGCUGACCCUAUACUGAGAAUGGGUGAGAAAUUGGUCCAGCGGAUGAGGAUUAGGAGCAAGCAUUUUAUUGCUCUUCACCUAAGGUUUGAACCCGAUAUGCUUGCAUUCUCAGGAUGCUAUUACGGUGGGGGUGAUAAGGAGAGGAGUGAAUUGGGGAAGAUACGGAAGAAGUGGAAAACUUUACAUGAAAGUCACCCAGAUAAGGCAAGGAGACAUGGAAGAUGCCUUCUGACUCCUGAGGAAGUCGGCUUGAUUCUGAGAUCACUUGGAUAUGGCGAAGAUGUUCAUAUAUACGUAGCAUCUGGUGAAAUAUAUGGAGGGGAAGAGACAUUGUCUCCAUUGAAGGCCCUCUUUCCAAACUUCUAUACAAAGGACACCCUUGCCAGCAAGGAUGAGUUAGAACCAUUUUCUGCAUUUUCAUCUAGAAUGGCUACUCUUGAUUUCAUAGUUUGUGAUGAAAGUGAUGUAUUUGUCACCAACAACCAUGGAAACAUGGCGAAAAUUUUAGCAGGGCGAAGGAGAUAUUUUGGUCAUAAACCCACCAUUCGCCCAAACGGUAGGAAACUGUAUCGAUUGUUCUUAAACAGAAAUUACAUGUCACACAAGGAAUUUGUAUAUAGAGUCAAUAAAUAUCAGAAAGGCUUCAUGGGGGAGCCAAAGGAGAUCGGUCCAAGCUGGGGUGUGUUUCAUGAAAAUCCAUCUCCAUGCAUAUGUGAGAAAGUAGAUAACUCUACUGGAGGAGAGAUUUUGCAUAGUACUUCUCGACUCGAAACUUCCUCCAGGCUAACAAGUACUGACUAUGACGCUGACACACCUGAGGAUCCUGAGGUGGAUGUCUUGCUCUCAGAUUGAGAAAGUACCAAUGAGUGUUUUUCUUGUACAUACACCAUUGUUCCGAUGAUAUUAAUUGAGCCUUGAUCAUAUCUUCGACAAGUGCAAUUUUGAAAUAUAAUUUUGCCGGUAGCUUGGUUUUGCUUCUGAAGCCUUGGCACCAAAGGACUGUGUUGGCGUUUUCGUUGUCAUUGAGAAUUUUGCUUCAGUAAUUUUGGUAUUCAGUUGAUUGAAAAAGAAAGUCAAAGUUUCAAGAUUCAAGAUUAGGUGAGCGUUCAGUGUACUAAGGUAUAAGAUUGAUCUUUUAUCAGGUGUUCUAACUGUUAGUAUCCUGAUGACCUUGGAUUCACAAUGAUUAGGAUCUGAAGAAACUAUAACCAGUGAUGAACUAAUACUUUGGCCUACAGAGAAGCUCCAUCUAUCAUUUGUUUCGGCUAACUGGAAUUUUCUUGCAAAACUAUCACAGUUCAUACAGAGAGAAAAGAUCAUUGAUGAUUGUUAAAAGUCAAUUGUCUUAGAGAUCUAGAAUUUUAAUUGAAGGGUUCAACGUUUAGUUUCUUACGAUAGAGCCUAUUGCACUUUCGAAAUUAUGGAUUCAGCUUCUAAUAUUUUUAGCAUUUUGACGAUUUUUCACACACUCAUAUACACACACUCUCUGUCUAAAACUUUGGG